AUGACUGAUUCCCAAACAAGAUACUCGCCAAUGGAGAAGCUCGUCUUGGCCCUUGUCUCGUCUAAAACAAGCCUCCUUCCAUAUUUCCAGACCCACCGGAUCGUGGUUCUUACCGAGUACCCUUUGAAAGCUGUCCUUCGGAAAUCAGAUUCCUCUAGCCGAAUUCUUAAGUUCUCUCAAGAUCUGGCCAAUUAUGACAUUACGUUCGAACCACGGACCUCGGUGAAAGGCCAAGCUUUAGCUGAUUUCUUCGCCGAGCUGACACCUGGCCUUCAGGACGAAGCCAACCUUCUUCUGCAAGCCGAAGAAAAUCAACGGCUCGCCGAUACCGAAGUCACCAAUGAUACUACCGAACCAAGAUUCGACGCCGCCCGCGCCCGGUUUACCAUAGGGAACAAACGCCCCAAACGGGAGUGGAAAGUAUUCUCUGGUGAUGCUUGGCGUCUGAAUGUGGACGGUGCCGCGAAUGUCCACGGAGCUGGGGCUGGAAUCGUUCUAGUUUCGCCCGUCGGUACUGUGCAUGAGAGCGUGGUCUCUAUUGGCUUCGCGGCCACGAAUAACGAAGCUGAGUAUGAGGCCCUUAUCGCGGGCUUGAUGUUAUCUCUUCGGCUGGGGGCUGACUCCGUUCAUAUAUUUUGUGAUUCCCAGUUGGUCAUCGGUCAUCUCAACGAUGAUUAUCAGGCGAAAGACGGUCAUAUGAAUGCCUACGUUAGCUGCGUCUUAGCUCUUUUUCGUCGUUUUGGCCACAUCGAAGUAGAAUUGAUUCCUCGGGAACACAAUUCGCACGUAGAUGCCCUCGCUGGUCUCGCUUCGGUUUAUAAAUCGUCUGGUUGCCGAACCCUAAUUUUCGUUGCCGUGGAUUCUCCGAGCAUUGAACCAGCUGGAAACCUGAUGAUAUUGGUCGUAUUACUUGGCCCUAGCCGCAUGGAUCCCGUCAUAGCCUAUCUGAAGGCCCAAACUCUUCCUCUGAACAAGAAGAAGGCCCAUAAGGUUCGCUGCCAAGCCGCGAAUUAUUACCUCGGAACGCACGACGUUUUGUAUCGACGUACAUUUACGGGUCCCGACCUUCAAGUUGUUCAUGAAGACCAAGUACCGAGCAUGUUAGAGGAGCUUCACGCUGGUAGCUGUGGUGCACACUCGGGCGGACGAUGUCUCGCUUAUCGAGCGUUGACUCAGGGGUAUUGGUGGUCGAAGAUGCACAAGCAAUCUGAGGAAUAUGUCAAGAAAUGUGUUCGAUGUCAGAAACAAGCGUCACUUAUUCACAAGCCGGCCUUCCCCUUGAAGGUGAUUUCUAGUCCCUGGCCGUUUGCCGUCUGGGCCUUCGACAUUGUUGGUAAAAUGCCUAAGGCGCUCGAGGGAUUUGAAUACAUGCUCACUGCUACCGAUCUUUAUACCAAAUGGGUCGAAGCUGUCCCCUUGGUCCACACAAAGGCCAGCGACGUACAAAGCUUCAUUUGGAAAAACAUUAUCUCUCACUUCGGCGUCCCUUAUGCUAUUUUGUCUGAUAACGGCUCUCAGUUCGUCGCCACGGCCAUCAAGGUUUUCUACAAAAAAUUUGGCAUUCGUAUCCAAAACUCCUCGGUGGCCUAUCCGCAAGGUAACGGUCAAGCCGAGGCAUCCAAUAAAACCAUCACACGGGGGCUUAAGCGACGAUUAGAUGCGAAGCUUAGAAAAUGGGUGGAAGAGCUUUCUCAUGUACUCUGGGCUUAUCGAACUACCCCCCGUCGGUCGACUGCGCGGACUCCUUUUUCGAUGGCGUAUGGCAUGGAGGCUGUCCUCCCCCUCGAAACGUUGCUUCCCACUCCGCGAUCCAAGGAUUUCAACUUUGAGGAUAAUGCCGCUCAGGUCGGAUCGGAGCUCGUUUUUGCCGAGGAACUCCGCGACAAUGCCAACUUGAGGCACGCCACCUAUCAGCAGGAGGUCGCCUGGGGCUAUAACAAAAACGUUCGGCCAAGGCCAUUUAACGUCGGUGACCUUGUGUUACGGAUGGUUACCGAGGCAGAUCGACUCACGAAACUCAAGGAUCCUUAUGAAGGCCCGUACAGGUUGGCUCUGAAAAUCGGCCAUGGCAUUUAUAAGUUGGAAGAAAUGGACGGAACCCCGAUUGCUAAUCCGUGGAACGCUCAGAAAUUGCGGAAGUUCCAUGGUUGA
Rhododendron vialii is the source of this 2151-nucleotide messenger RNA. RefSeq lists its product as uncharacterized. Gene Ontology annotation, molecular function: RNA-DNA hybrid ribonuclease activity; nucleic acid binding. The record is from RefSeq and is a predicted model, not a curated record. The transcript has a single exon. Bases 1 to 2151 code for a protein of 716 amino acids. Lineage: Eukaryota; Viridiplantae; Streptophyta; Magnoliopsida; Ericales; Ericaceae. Gene Ontology annotation, biological process: DNA integration.